Actinia tenebrosa (Australian red waratah sea anemone) is the source of this 956-nucleotide messenger RNA. RefSeq lists its product as uncharacterized. NCBI's taxonomy places the organism in Eukaryota, Metazoa, Cnidaria, Anthozoa, Actiniaria, Actiniidae. The record is from RefSeq and is a predicted model, not a curated record.
UACUAUUAAAUUAGAAGAUCAGGUUUUUAUUACACUUAUGAAGUUAAAGCAAAAUUACACAAAUCUUCAUUUAGCUCAAUUAUUUUCCUGUAGCAUUGCAACAAUAAUAAUCAAACAUCUUAACAUUUGUUCACGUCCUCCACAGUCUUUUAUUCAAUGAUAUAAUGACCAGCAUCCCUUCAAGAGAUAAAAAUAAGACAUGCUCACCAUCAUCCUUUUCACAGUUUAGUAGCUGUAGAAUAGUCAUUGAUUGCACUGAUAUUGAGGUAGCAACUCCAAGUCUAAUGAAGGAUCAAAAUGCUACUUAUUCUAGCUACCGAAGUAUGAAUUCUUUUAAAUUGUAGCCCCAAAUGCAGUCAUAACAUGUGAGCAAACUGUAUCCAGGUUCCAUCUCUGACAAAGAAAUUGUGGAAAAGUCAGGAUUGCUUAGACACCUUGUAGCAGGUGAUUUGAUAUUAGCUGAUAAGGGUUUUUUAAUAAAGGACAUUGUUCCUCAUGACGUUUCAGUUAAUAUCCCUCCAUUUCUUAAUAAUGGAAAAUUUACUGAGAGUGAGGCCAAGUCUACUAAGUCAAUCUCCAAGUGUAGAAUACACGUAGAAAGGGCGAAUGCCAGACUUAAGGAUUUUAAAAUUCUUUCUUUCAUACCAUCAUACUUUAGAUGUUAUGUUGAUGAAAUAUUCCAAUUGUGUGCCGGCCUAGUAAACUUACAAUUCCCACUUAUCAAAGAAGGAUGUGAAGGCACAGAGGGAUUUGAAUAACAAGUCAUUUACAAAAAUACUUAAAAUUAUUGUACUAAAUAUGUCUGAUAUUAAAAAUAAAAAUAAGAAUGUAACUUGUUCAUAUUUACAUUGAAAUGAAAUAUCACAAUAAGACCUUAAUUUGUAUCUCAAUAAAUCAAAUACUUGAAUGAUAAGACAAAUUCAAAGCAUUUAUAAGAUAUUAAAGAGUAGUCCAUA